CGCUAAAUCAUCAUGCUGUCUAUUCUGUAGGGCUAAAGUUCAGCUUUUGGUCCGCGAUUGGACAUCCUCUAGCAUUAGUCGGAAUCUUGAUUCGCUACAAAGACUCUCUCACUUGGCAAGGUCGAUAUUUCAGGACGGAAUGUCAAACAGGGAUCUAGCAACCUCUCGAAGCGACCAGGGCACGGAGAAUACCCCCCUGGUGCUCUUUAUCAGUGCCCUUUACCACCAGUGCCAGAUCACUUUGCAUUCAAUGAUUGUUCCUUUGUUUUCUGGUACACACCGUGGACCAAGAAUAGACCCGAAAGUUGUGAAGCAAAGUGCCGAGACAGUUACACAACAUGCAGAGUUAUUCGAAGCUCUACUAGCUCCUUACAUGUACGGGCAAGGUGAUAUUACGCUUCUACCGCCUUUCGUAGGAUAUGGUGCUUUCAUCACAGGUGUUGUCUUCUUGGCUACUGAGGUCUCUUUUCAAGACAAAACACCACGAAGACUUGUCUCCGGAGCACAUUCCGAGAGUCGUAGAUUGUCGACUGUGAAGGGCACCCUUCACUUACUCAACAAACUUCGAUUUUAUUGGAGGGCUCUACAGGUUUCUUGGGAAAAGCUCGACGCUGCAUUUCAGCUACAUAUAUCUUGCCACAGAGCACAUGAAUCAGCCAGCCCACAUGCUAUCAGAGCUCCCGAACUUCACGCUUCAGAUCCUAAAUCACAACUCUCCAACCAUGUACCAGAAGGCUCUGUGCACAACGAGCAGUCAAGCACUCGCGAAGCAUCAGUACCAUCGAUAGGCCCCGCGGGCGAGCAUCAGCAUCCGUGGGUGAGUGACCAGAGAACUCUGGAAGUCGAUCCAAUGCAGCAAAAUCCACAGGCAACCAUGUCCGAUAAUUGUAUCUUUGAACAAUCGGAUAUCGAGACCGCUGAUAUGUCUUUCACAACACCAUCUGGUGUAGCGCAGGAUGACCCCUGGUAUAAUCUGUCUUUCGCGGAGGCUGGAAUUGAACAAUUCGUAGGCUUCGAGCCCUUACAUCUCUUUCAGGAAGGAUGCGGAUUUUUUAGCUGAGCGACGAUCCACUCAUCUGUAUGUAUAACGUGCACAUAACCGAGGAGGCGGGGCAGUCGGGCUCGGAGGAAUCGGACUCGGACUCGGACUCGGAGCGUUGGACGUUACUAU
Aspergillus pseudonomiae is the source of this 1171-nucleotide messenger RNA. RefSeq lists its product as uncharacterized. NCBI's taxonomy places the organism in Eukaryota, Fungi, Ascomycota, Eurotiomycetes, Eurotiales, Aspergillaceae. The record is from RefSeq and is a predicted model, not a curated record. The coding region runs from base 140 to 1060 and encodes 306 amino acids. The transcript is spliced from 2 exons.